UAAAAAAAAAUUUUUUUUUACUAGACAAUUUCAAAGAUGAUCGACCAUUCCCGAAAUUUACCCCCAAAACAGAUAUAUCUGCCUCUUAAUUCAGCUAGAAGAUUUUAAGUAAGACAUUAAAUUAUUUUCCUUUAAACGGGUAAUUAAAUUAAAUAAUUAUAUUUUUGAUCCGAAAGGUUGGCCAUGUCAUUGAGCGAAGACUACAAAGUUAAACCAUUGUAGAGCAAAACUCAGAAUUGUAUUAAGAGAGAGAAAUUGAGGCAAAGUUGAAGAUUAGCCUCUACAGCUGAGAGGAGAAACUCAAGUGGAGUUUCCUAAUUUAUAGUCUCAGUUACCCUUGAUGGAUCAAGCAACAGAUGAGCAGUUGGAUUAUGGUGAUGAAGAAUAUGGAGGAAGCCACAAGAUGCAGUACCAUGGAAGUGGAACAAUUCCUGCAUUAGCAGAGGAUGAAAUGAUGGGUGAAGAUGAUGAAUAUGAUGAUCUCUACAAUGAUGUUAACAUUGGGGAAGGUUUCCUGCAGCUGCAGCAGUCAGAGGGUCCAAUUCCUUCUGUUGAUACGGGAAAUGGAAGUUUUCAAGCCCAGAAAGCUAGUUUUCCUGAUUCAAGUGCUGGUGGUAUAGGAUCGGAGGAGGCGAAAAUCCCUGGUGUUGCAACAGAAAGGAAGUAUGCUAGCACUGAAGUUCAAUUCCCCCAGCAAAAGGGUGGGUCUGUAGUUGAAAGGGAAAUUGAACGACCUGCUGAUGCUGCAAAAAAAGCAAGGCCUUCAGCAAUUACAUUGACUCUCAAUUCUCAAGUGGGAAACUCUGGUUACCAAGGAUCCAUGCCAAUGUCCCAGACAACUGGAGCUGAUCCAAUCACUAUGCCAGAAAAAAAUGCCAGUGAAGUAACACCAUUGGUGAAUUCUGGUGUGGCUGGAUCAAGAUUUGUUUCGCACAUGCCAACUAAUCAAUUGAAUUCAAGUGGGAAUGUUAACAUGAAUAGCCCAAUUAUUAGUGAGACUCCUAUAAGGGCAUCUCUGGAGAAUGGCAACACGAUGCUUUUUGUUGGAGAAUUGCACUGGUGGACUACUGAUUCUGAGCUUGAGAGUGUGCUGACUCAAUAUGGUAAGGUAAAGGAGAUCAAAUUCUUUGAUGAGAGAGCUAGUGGCAAGUCUAAAGGCUAUUGUCAAGUUGAGUUCUUUGACCCAGCUUCUGCAGCUGCUUGCAAAGAAGGAAUGAAUGGUUAUAUAUUCAAUGGGCGAGCCUGCGUUGUCGCAUUUGCAACUCCACAAACUAUAAAACAGAUGGGUUCCUCAUAUGUGAAUAAAACUCAAACCCAGGUGCAGUCUCAACCACAGGGUCGGAGACCCAUGAAUGAGGGAGUAGGUAGAGGUGGAGUAAAUUACACCCCUGGAGAUGCUGGGAGGAAUUUUGGAAGAGGUAGCUGGGGGCGUGGAGGGCCAGGAAUGGCUAACAGAGGACCUGGGGGUGGACCAGUGAGGGGAAGAGGAUCCAUGGGAUCAAAGAAUAUGGUGGUGAAUCCUGGAGCUGGCAAUGGUGCUGGUGGAGCCUUUGGGCAAGGACUUGCAGGUCCUGCUUUUGGUGGUCCUCCUGCAGGUCUAAUGCAUCCCCAGGGCAUGAUGGGUCCUGGUUUUGAUCCCGGUUUUAUGAGUCGAGGAGCUGGUUAUGGAGGAUUUUCUGGUCCUGCAUUUCCAGGGAUGAUUCCUCCAUUUCCAGCUGUUAAUCCUUUGGGUCUUCCUGGGGUGGCUCCUCAUGUGAACCCUGCAUUCUUUGGUCGAGGAAUGACUGCAAAUGGAAUGGGAAUGAUGGGUACUGCUGGGAUGGAUGGGCCUCAUCCAGGUAUGUGGACUGACACAAGCGGGGGCGGAUGGGGAGGAGAAGAAAAUGGCAGGAGAACUAGAGAGUCCAGUUAUGGUUGUGAAGAUAAUGCAUCAGAGUAUGGCUAUGGAGAGGCUAGCCAUGAUAAAGGAGCCAGGUCAAGUGCUGUGUCCAGGGAAAAGGAACGCGGUUCUGAGCGUGACUGGUCAGGAAACUCUGACAGGCGGCAUCGUGAUGAAAGAGAACAUGACAGAGAGAGGUAUGAUAAGGAUCACAGAUACAGAGAAGAAAGGGAUGAUUACCGGGACUAUCGUCAAAAGGAGCGUGAAUCAGAGUAUGAGGAAGACUAUGACCGUGGACAGUCCUCUUCAAGGUCCCGUAGCAGAUCCCGAGCAGCUCAGGAGGUGGAUCAUAGGUCUAGAUCAAGAGACACAAAUUAUGGGAAACGUAGACGUGCACCUUCUGAAUGAUCUUAUCUUUGCUGCCGUGCAUCUGUUCCAAGUCUUUUAUAGGACUACAGGUGCAAUUAUUAACCUUUGGUGGUGUCCUUCCUCCAGCUACUUGUAUGCAGUGGCGUCCUUGCUGUAUUUGUUGGUGCUGAUAUUCUGUGGUUUCAGGAAUUAAAGAAGUAAGUCAAAUACUUCUACGAUUUGGGAAGUAGAUAUAGAUCCUUUUAUUCUACUCCCUAUAAACCUCAUUUGAUGCAGAACUUCUAUUUGUGCUAAGAUUAUUACUUUAUUAAAAAACUCUUAUGGGUUUGCUUGACGAGUUAGAUCUUCUUGUUUUUUACCUUAAGAGUUGUGGGCCCUUUUGUUUACGAUUGUUUGCUGGCCAAGUUCUUUCAGUUAGUUAUAUUAGCUUAAUCCAAAAGCUGAGAAAUAGGCUAAUGUAUCUUUCUGCUUGGCAUUUUCGAUUUGCUGCUCAUGUGAUUGUUUGCCUGAUGGCCGGGGUUUGGGGCGCCGGGGCUCCUUUUCUUGGCUAUUCAUCUCUAAGCUGCCAGACCUUCUAGGUAGCUUUGGAGGUACUCUGCUGGACUCUUGGGCAUCGAUUAUUUAUCGCGGAUUCAUGUAUUAGCUGACAUUUGUUAGAUGCUGCUCUCUCUCUCUCUCUCUCUCUCUCUCUCUCUCUCUCCUUGAGUUAGGUCUAUGUGGUUUAUUUCUCUGUGAUGAAGUAAUGAUUGCUUUAUUAGCAGUAUCAGUUUGAGGGAUUUUGACAUUUACUUUAUGGACCAAGCAAACUCCUCUCUCUCUCUCUCUCUUUCUCUCUGAUUUUGUGAAUAACCGUAAGAUCCUCCUUGAGUUAGGUCUUUGUGGUUUAUUUCUCUGUGAUGAAGUAAAGAUUGCUUUAGUAGCAGUAUCAUUUUGAGGGCUUUUGACGUUUACUUUAUGGACCAAGCAAACUUCUCAUGUGACACCAACUCCUCCUGCCCCUGUAGAAGAGAAUAGGGGUACUAACUUAUAGAUCCUUCAUGUUUUCAAUGCUGGCCCUUAAUAUGAGUUCACACAAGGAUUUAGAGUUGCUUUUUUCUGUUCCUGAUAGAUAUAAGCUAAAAAUAUAGGCCCAUCUGCAUGGUUGUAUAGCUAAAAGAUUUUGUAUAUAUACUUUGCUUAUUUGUGUUUGAUUGAUAUUGUUUCAUCUAUUCUUGAAUGUCAUUAGUACAGGCAGAAACGCAGAGACAGACAUUGCAUGCCACGUCUAGUUUCGAACUAUGUUGAAUCUGUGACUAUUUGCUUUAUGUGCAUUUGUUUGUACAAUUCUAGUUGUAUCGUCCUCUGAUUUGAAGUGCUGUUUGAGAGGGUUUGACCAUUUGACCUUCUUCCUGAGGCAGUUAAAGAUCAGUUUGUAUUAUCCCUUCUUUCCUUUUGGGUUCUAUGUCAAUUUAAAUUCAUCUCUUAACUGUUAUUGGCAUCUAUACCUGACACACUUAUGGAUUUGAUUUGGGUUCUGUCAUUUUUCAUGAGAUUAACAUGCGAAUUUUCUCUAAUUAUCAUAUUCAGGGAGUCGCGAGGCAACUCUCUGUUUUUCGUGACUAAAUCAGCAUAUUUUGGUUAUCUGGAGGAAGAUGGGUUAAAUUGGACAAUUUUUUGAAAAUUCUAGUCUCUGCCUAGUGCGCCUGAGAUAUUUGGCUGUAAUUUUUGCUUCCUUUAGCAUAUAACAUUGUUGGCAUCCAAUUUAGAUAGGGAUGCAUCAGCAGGCCCACCAGUCUUUAAAAGCUCUCUAUUUGAGCUAUGUAUUGUAGAUCAUGUAGUAGGUUCCAAUCAUGUGUAAUGUUUCAUAUGCGUAUUUUUUGCUCUUAUUUGAGCUUUGUAAAGAUCUUGUACUACGUCUGUUGAGCACUUUGGCCUGUAGAUAUCGCUAGGUUAGCUGUGGUCAGUUAGCAACUUUUGUAUGGUGUUGUAAUCCGAAAUAUAGGUGAUUGCUGUAACAUCUGGAGGAGUUGGCUUGUUAUUCAUUGCAGUUAUGCCAAUAUGAGUUUUAAAUCUAGAAGAUCCAUUUGCCAUGGACCAUGUACAUUCCAAGACACAGAUAGUGACUGCAGUUUGCAUCUGUGGAAACUCCUCCCUGUAGGCUUAUAAAAAAAUUGUAGUUGGAUCUCACACCAAGUGUAAAUUUCUGUUGUAAUAUCUGAAAUUUUUUGAUUUUA
Capsicum annuum is the source of this 4461-nucleotide messenger RNA. Its product is annotated as cleavage and polyadenylation specificity factor subunit 6. Gene Ontology annotation, biological process: mRNA alternative polyadenylation. Lineage: Eukaryota; Viridiplantae; Streptophyta; Magnoliopsida; Solanales; Solanaceae. Gene Ontology annotation, cellular component: mRNA cleavage and polyadenylation specificity factor complex. Bases 341 to 2287 code for a protein of 648 amino acids. The record is from RefSeq and is a predicted model, not a curated record. Gene Ontology annotation, molecular function: mRNA binding. The transcript is spliced from 2 exons.